CUAAGUUCCAUAAAAUGAAUGAACCCCAAAACCUCUUUCAAAGACUUGAGUCUCAUCUCUCUCUCUCUCUCUCUCUCUCUCUCUCUUCAAACCCAGAAAAAACCUAGCUAAGAGAAAAAGCUUUCUUUCAGAGCUAUCUCUGUGUCUCUUCUUCUCCUUCAAUUUUUCCAUGUCUGAUGAAGCUAGAGAUCUCUUUCACCAUAACCCAUUUCACAACGAUGGAAGAACAGGUUUCCAGCAAUUCUCUCAGGCUCAUCAGAGUCAUUAUCCUUACAUGUAUAACCAAACUGUUCAUGGGGUUGGAGAGACUUCAGCUCUGGAUCUGUCAGCUCGUGGUUCUGAUCCAUCUCUCAUGUCCUUCACUGACUGUUUACAUGGUUCAAUCGAUUACAAUUCAGUAGCAAGAGCUUUCGACUUUUCGUGUUCAUCAUCACCUGAUUUGUUUCCUUCAGAUACUACUUCUUCUCAGAAGUUGGGUGGUGGUGGUGGUGGUGGUGGUAAGGGUGAUUCAGUGGUGACUGGUGACAUUUCAGCCACUGUGAAUUCAUCUGUUUCAUCUUCUUCUAGUGAAGCUGCAGCUGAAGAAGACUCAGGGAAAAGCAAGAAAGGUCAUCAAGAGUCUACAGGAUCUGAAGAAGUCUCAGAAAAGUCUAAGAAAGUGAACAAACAGCCCAAAAAGAAAGGAGAGAAGAGGCAAAGAGAACCGCGAUUCGCUUUCAUGACUAAAAGUGAGGUUGAUCAUCUUGAAGAUGGAUACAGAUGGAGAAAAUAUGGGCAGAAGGCUGUCAAGAAUAGUCCCUACCCAAGGAGCUAUUAUAGGUGCACAAGCCAGAAAUGCACAGUGAAGAAACGCGUCGAGCGAUCAUUUCAGGAUCCGUCGAUUGUGAUUACUACAUAUGAAGGCCAACACAUCCAUCCUAUCCCAUCGGCACUUCGAGGAAAUGCGGCUGCCGGACUAUUUGCACCUUCUAUGUUAACAGCACUGCCUCAAGGACCAAUCUUCCCUCAAGAACUACUGAUUCAAAUGCCUCAUCAUCACACUAAUAGCCAAGGUGACUCAAGCUCAAUGUACUCACAAAAUUUAACUACUCUUCAGCAGCUCCAGUUUCCUGACUAUGGUCUUCUGCAAGACAUAGUACCUUCCUUCAUUCCAAAACAACAACCAUGAUGAAACCUCUACUACUACUACUACUACUACGACUACUUAUCUCUUAUCCUACUUACAUUGUACAUGUAUUAAAUUUUCCAUCAUGAACCUAUGUUUAGGGCAUUAAAUUCAUCUUUUGACUUAUUAGAACCCAAAUAUUCUUCUUGAUCUUAAAAAACCCACUUCAGUUUUGU
Telopea speciosissima is the source of this 1341-nucleotide messenger RNA. RefSeq names its product WRKY transcription factor 71. The record is from RefSeq and is a predicted model, not a curated record. Lineage: Eukaryota; Viridiplantae; Streptophyta; Magnoliopsida; Proteales; Proteaceae. Gene Ontology annotation, molecular function: DNA-binding transcription factor activity; sequence-specific DNA binding. The coding region runs from base 170 to 1168 and encodes 332 amino acids. Gene Ontology annotation, biological process: regulation of DNA-templated transcription. The transcript has 3 exons.